This is a messenger RNA of Emericellopsis cladophorae, 1116 nucleotides long. RefSeq lists its product as uncharacterized. The transcript has 4 exons. Lineage: Eukaryota; Fungi; Ascomycota; Sordariomycetes; Hypocreales; Bionectriaceae. The record is from RefSeq and is a predicted model, not a curated record. Bases 1 to 1116 code for a protein of 371 amino acids.
AUGAGAUUCGCGGAACCCAGAUGCAGAAUCCAUAACGAGCGCAAUACAAGGAAGCUCUGGGGCUUUACUGAGUAUUUCAGAAGCAUCUUCACUUCUGGUGCCUCUUUGACUCCGAGUGCGGUCCCUACUUCAACAAUCAGCCCUACCGCAAAAACCAGCAACGUGCCUGUGACUACCCGCCCAAGCGCCAAUGCACCCCCGGGAUGGAGGCUUAAGUCUGUGACCUCGCCUGAAGCGCACCUCAAGCAGACGGCGCGCAGGGAGUCGGAAACACGCAAAGAAAUCUUCCAGUAUUCAUUCUACCCCGACCAUAACAUAUCGCCCGCCAGCAACGGCUUGGUCAGCGCCGCUCUUCAAGCGUACUCUUCGCAUCAUCAUCUGAUCCUGCGGUCUGAGGAUGCCUGGUUUGUGAUCCUCAUGCAGCUGUCGUUUUACAUCAACGCCAAUGCCGAAAAGCUGCGGAAUCAUUUCGUGGCCCGCCAAGGCAAAAAGGAGCUUGUUGUCGAAGAAGGGGGUACCAUUCGAACGGUCAAUCUUGGCCGGAUGGCCGUGUCGAUGACAGGUCAAAUGCACAAGUUCGUGGUGGACAAGGACCUUCGCCAGUGGAUCCUGCCAGACUUCUCUACAACCAACGACAAUGACACUGUAGUGGCGGCUGCGCUGUUCAUGGGUGCUAUGCAAGAGUACUUCAAGUACACGUAUCGCCUCCUGUGUGGUAUCCCCUCUGUUACCUUGGGGAGAAGCAUGACUGGGUUCGCCUUCGGGACCGUGUGGAGAAAACUGAUGAAUGGGGCAUUGAUGCGCAAGAGCAAGCGUGCCCAGUUCAAGAUUACCGGGGACGACGACUAUUUUCGUCAUGAAAGCGCGGAAUGCGAGCUUGAUGGCAUCACAUUCGAAUUCGUGGAGAACAUUCCCCUCGGCUACACCAAGGUGCCUGUCCGGGUGGAUGACAAUGAGACCGAAUACGACACGGAGAUUGUGGCAGGCAUGGUCGGUGUCGCGGUGUCGAGCAGUGGUGAAGGUCUGGAUGAUUCGAACCCAGACACACUAUACGGCUUGAGCGAUGGCGUGAAGGACAAGACGACCCAGACAGAUGGAGAAAAGGACCAGACUUGA